Messenger RNA from Plenodomus lingam JN3, 2478 nucleotides. RefSeq lists its product as uncharacterized. NCBI's taxonomy places the organism in Eukaryota, Fungi, Ascomycota, Dothideomycetes, Pleosporales, Leptosphaeriaceae. Gene Ontology annotation, biological process: urea transmembrane transport. Gene Ontology annotation, molecular function: urea transmembrane transporter activity. Gene Ontology annotation, cellular component: plasma membrane. The record is from RefSeq and is a predicted model, not a curated record.
AUGGACCCUGUCGAUCAGCACUGGCCCCACCAUAUCAACAUCCGUGGGCGCGUCGGCCCUAAGCAAACCCCAGGCGAUCGCCGCCUCCUAGUGGCAUUCUUAUCAACUCUUAACCAGGAAGCCUAUCUCUGCGACAGCAUGCGAACACACUGCGGCACGUUGGAGGCGUGUAUCGCAUGGCAUCUCCAACUGCGAUACCGUACUGCCAUCUCGAUUGUGACUGACCUAGCCUUGAACGCGACGCUGGGACGCCUGGGUUGCGAAAAUCAAGAUAUUGAUUUUUUUUUUGCCUGGGAACUCGAGAUGGCAGAUACGGCUGUGACACCGCUACCAGUAGGGGCUGGCUAUGGCGUCGUCGUUGGCAUUGGAUUCUUCUUUGCCUUUUUGAUGAUGGGCAUAUCUUAUUUGCAGAACCGUUAUACGCAGUAUUCGACGCAUCAGUCUGAGGAGUUUAAUACCGCUUCUCGCUCUGUCAAGCCAGGUUUGAUCGCCUCUGGUAUUGUGUCGGCCUGGACAUGGGCAGUAAGUAUCCGUAACAGGGAACAUAAGGAAUACGCGGCUGAUUUUUCCAAGGCUACACUCCUGCAAUCAUCGACUGUCGCGUAUACCUAUGGAAUUGCAGGAAGCUAUUGGUAUGCAGCUGGAGCUACAACUGAUGGUGCUCUGAAGGUUCAAAUCCUAAUGUUUGCAAUUCUGGCCUGCAAAGUCAAGCAAAACGCGCCUCGAUGCCACACCUACCUUGAAAUCGUCAAAGCCAGAUACGGCACGGCUGCGCAUUUAGUCUUCAUGGUCUUUGCUUUCAUCACAAACAUUCUAGUCGGGAGUCAGUUGCUCUUGGGAGGCAGUGCAGUCGUGACAAGCCUGACAGGAAUGCCCGUAUAUGCAGCUAUUUUCCUAAUACCUGUUGGUAAGCGUGAAGCGUGGCGCACCCGUACAGCUCCAAUACUGACGAAAAAAAUAGGUGUAUGCGCGUAUGUAAUGCUUGGUGGACUUAGAGCAACGUUCCUUUGCGACUACAGCCAUACCCUGAUCCUGAUGAUCAUCAUCUUAUACUUCAUGUUCAACACCUAUGCCGUCAAUCCGUUAAUCGGCUCGCCUGGCAACAUGUACGACUUGCUUGUCAGGGCUGGAAGUCAACGUCCAAUCGAGGGCAACCAAGAUGGAUCCUAUCUGACGCUCAAGUCCAACUACGGCUUAAUCUUUGGCGUCAUCCAACUCUGCUCCGGAUCAGGGACCGUGUUCCUCGACCAGGCGUACUGGCAACGUGCUAUUGCCUCCAAGCCUUCAACUGCCGUUCGCGCCUAUCUUCUAGGCGGUAUCGCAUGGUUCGCGAUUCCAUUUGGUUUCGCGACAACACUCGGUCUAGCCGCUGCAGCACUCACGGAUAACCCGCGCUUCCCGACCUACCCCGACCUGCCAACCCCUGGACAGAUUUCGUCGGGACUUGCCUCUGCUUUUGCUGCGGAAACUCUGUUAGGUCAGGGCGGCGCCGUGGCACUUCUUGUCGUCUUGUUCAUGGCAGUCACUUCAUGCGCAUCGGCUGAGCUCAUCGCCGUCUCGUCGCUUCUGACCUUUGAUGUGUACAAGGAGUAUAUCCAGCCCAAGGCUACACCCAAGCAGUUGAUCUUCGUCUCACACAUUAUGAUUUGUGUGUUUGGGUUGAUCAUGUCUGUCUUUGCCUGCAUAUGGAACGCACUUUCCAUCGACCUUGGCUGGCUGUUCUUAGUCAUGGGUCUCCUCAUCGGCGGAGCCGUCUUUCCCACCGCCUUCACAAUCGUCUGGCGUAAGCAGACCAAGGCUGGUGCCAUCUCCGGCUGUCUCACUGGGCUCGCCGCUGGUCUGACGGCAUGGCUUGCAACCGCAAAGGUCUACUACGGUGUCAUUGACGUGGAAACGACUGGCAAAUCUUACCCAACACUGGCUGGUAACGUGGCAGCCAUCACGACUGGUCUCAUAGUCACCCUCACCAUCUCCAUGCUCAAACCGGAUGAUUUCGACUGGGAGUUGACCCGAGCGAUCAACGCGAUUGUCGUAGACGGAACACAAGAUCACGGCACGACUACGCGUGCUAAUAGUUCAUCGCCGGAACUCUCAGACUUGACGGAGAAGAAGGGCUUCCAAAAUACUAUAAGCACUACUACUACUAAUACUCCCCCUCCUCCGGCUGAGCUUCCCGCGCAUCUCGCUCCGACCGCAGAUGAAGGUGAAGACGAUCCCCGUACGCUUCGAAGCGCCUUCAAACUCGCCUGCAUCUUCGCUUUCGUACUGACCUUCAUCCUCGACUUCCUGCUCCCCAUGCCCAUGUUCUUCUCCCACUACGUCUUCUCAAGAGGCUUCUUCACAGCCUGGGUGAUUAUCAGUUUCAUCUGGGUCUUUGUGUCCAGCGCAAUCAGCUGUUUGCUACCGGUAUGGGAGACGAGACUGAGUUUUGUGAAAUUGUUUCAUAGGAUGGUGGGGAGGGGUGUAGAUGGCGUGUAA